Messenger RNA from Myotis myotis, 2147 nucleotides. RefSeq names its product E2F transcription factor 4 (gene E2F4). The transcript is spliced from 10 exons. Gene Ontology annotation, cellular component: RNA polymerase II transcription regulator complex. Gene Ontology annotation, biological process: regulation of transcription by RNA polymerase II. The coding region runs from base 56 to 1378 and encodes 440 amino acids. Gene Ontology annotation, molecular function: protein dimerization activity; RNA polymerase II cis-regulatory region sequence-specific DNA binding; DNA-binding transcription factor activity, RNA polymerase II-specific. The record is from RefSeq and is a predicted model, not a curated record. Lineage: Eukaryota; Metazoa; Chordata; Mammalia; Chiroptera; Vespertilionidae.
GGCGGCGGCGCCGGCCUGGCCUGGCCUGGCUGAGGGGAGGCGGCGGGCGGGCGCGAUGGCGGAGGCCGGGCCACAGGCGCCGCCGCCCCCGGGCACCCCGAGCCGGCACGAGAAGAGCUUGGGGCUUCUCACUACCAAGUUCGUGUCGCUUCUGCAGGAGGCCAAGGACGGCGUGCUUGACCUCAAGCUGGCAGCUGACACCCUAGCUGUGCGCCAGAAGCGGCGGAUCUACGACAUUACCAACGUGCUGGAAGGUAUUGGGCUGAUCGAGAAAAAAUCCAAGAAUAGCAUCCAGUGGAAGGGCGUGGGGCCUGGCUGUAACACCCGGGAGAUUGCGGACAAGCUGAUUGAGCUUAAGGCAGAGAUCGAAGAGCUGCAGCAGCGAGAGCAAGAGCUGGAUCAACACAAGGUGUGGGUGCAGCAGAGCAUCCGGAACGUCACAGAGGACGUGCAGAACAGCUGCUUGGCCUACGUGACUCAUGAGGACAUCUGCAGAUGCUUUGCUGGAGACACUCUUCUAGCCAUCCGGGCUCCUUCUGGCACCAGCUUGGAGGUGCCCAUCCCAGAGGGCCUCAAUGGGCAGAAGAAGUACCAGAUUCAUUUGAAGAGUGUGAGUGGUCCCAUCGAGGUGCUGCUGGUGAACAAGGAGGCAUGGAGCUCACCGCCUGUGGCAGUGCCUGUGCCGCCACCUGAAGAUCUGCUCCAGAGCCCAUCUGCUCUCUCUACUCCUCCACCUCUACCCAAACCUGCUGUGGCCCUGCCCCAGGAUGCCUCACACCCAAGCAGUCCCCAGGUCACCAGCACCACCACCAUCUGUGCCCCUGCUAGCGUCGAAGCCCAAGGGAUGGCCAUUCCAGCAGCUGAGAUCAUAGUGAUGGGUUUGGGCCAUGUGGUUGCAGUGAGUGGCGGCCCUGGAUCUGAUAACAAGGACAGUGGUGAGCUCAGCUCACUCUCGCUGGGCCCGGCAGCACUGGACACCCGGCCACUGCAGUCGUCUGCCCUGCUGGACAGCAGCAGUAGCAGUAGUAGCAGCAGCAGCAGCAGCAGCAGCAGUUCAUCUGGACCCAACCCUUCUACCUCCUUUGAGCCCAUCAAAGUGGACCCCACAGGUGUUCUGGAACUCCCCAAAGAGCUGUCAGAAAUUUUUGAUCCCACACCAGAGUGCAUGAGCUCGGAGCUACUGGAGGAGCUGAUGUCCUCAGAAGUCUGGUGCUCUCUGCAGUGUUUGCCCCCCUUCUCCGCCUUUCUCCGCCCCCCGGAGACCACGAUUACAUCUACAACCUGGAUGAGAGUGAAGGCGUCUGUGACCUCUUUGAUGUGCCUGUUCUCAACCUCUGACGGGGACAUGCCCUAUGUGGCUGGGACACAGACUGUCUAACCUGAGGGCUGCUUGGGGACCUCCUACAUCUCAGCCGUACACACAGCUUGAGAGCACAGACUCCGGCUUCCCCAGCUUUCCCUCACGGCACAGUUCUGGCCACAGCUCCCACUCCUGCACUGACACCUGCAUUGUGCUGGGAGAGCAGAAGGGGCUCAGCUCCCUCCAUGGUGGAGCCAAAAUAUUUGCUUCUCCUUUUCUGGAGCCUUCCCCCACCUGUGUCCUCCCUGUGCCCCCCCUGAGCCCCGGCUCUGCUGCCACCCAGUGUCACAGAGUGAGGAAACACAUUCACUCCAUAGGGCAGCUUGUCUAACCUCCCCCUUGCCCUGUUCCUGUCAGCUCUCCCCCUCCCAGGAGGGAAGCUGGGGUGGGCUGGGCACUUGCCAGCACCACUCCUUGCCUCCUUCACUUCUCUCCACCCCUUUACCCUAGAGCUCCUCCUGGACCUGUCCUGCCUCCCUUCUGCCUGGCCCUUAGCCCUGACCACCUGUAGGUGGUGUUGGGGGAAGGGGGAGGGUGCUAACAGGAACAGAGGUCUCUAGCUAGGAAUCUGGGCAGGUGAGUCCCUGAGGAUUGACCCAACCUCCCUCCUCCCAAUAGCCCCUCGUUUAUUCAUUUACCCUCAUUUAGAGCCAUUUGCAGAGAUUUAGAAAGAUUUGCAGUAACGAAUGGAUUCCUAUAUAAAGAUUAUUUUUAUACUUUUUUUCAACAAAAGGAAAAUGUAAUAUUUGUACAGUGUCCAAGUGAAUAAAGAUCGUGCCUAAGGCUA